Solea solea (common sole) is the source of this 1247-nucleotide messenger RNA. It is a transcript of the gene sfxn4, whose product is annotated as sideroflexin 4. Gene Ontology annotation, molecular function: monoatomic ion transmembrane transporter activity. The transcript has 14 exons. Lineage: Eukaryota; Metazoa; Chordata; Actinopteri; Pleuronectiformes; Soleidae. Gene Ontology annotation, cellular component: mitochondrial inner membrane. The coding region runs from base 101 to 1042 and encodes 313 amino acids. Gene Ontology annotation, biological process: mitochondrial transmembrane transport; monoatomic ion transport. The record is from RefSeq and is a predicted model, not a curated record.
CGCGGAAGUGGUUUCUAACGUGACCUCAAAGGUAUGACAAUGAGCUGUUACAGUGCUGUAUAGUAAGAGACAGUGAUAUUUACAUGUAUUUGUUGCUCAAAUGGAUCCUAAUCUGUUGUACUGGAAAGGUCAUGGUCAGUCUUUCCUCAGCCGAAUACAAAUCUGGCUUAAUCUCCUCGAUCCAACCGUCUUAAUCGCCUCUAAUUCUGAAAUAGAGAAAGCUCACUCUCUGCUUGGAAAUGAAGAGAAAAGUGAAAAGGAUGCACCUGCUCUGACUCUUGCUCUUUCAUCUGUCCAUGCUGAUUCUGGAGCUGUUCUUCCUCUAGCCUUCCGCCCUCCAGCAUUAUUGCCAAUAUCAGCCCCUUUGGUGGUUGCCAGUUUUUUGCCUCACACUACUGUCAAACCAGCUCUGUUUUGGCAGUUUAUGCUGCAGAGUUACAUGGUUGGGUUUAACUAUGCGAAUAGAAAUUCUUCGUCAGAGCCGGGGAAGACGACGCAUUUGAAGCAGCUCAUUUUGACCGUUGCAACAGUGUCCUAUGCCACAUGUGCAGGGGCCCUUCCUCAAAUUUUCAUUAACCGACUCCGUAUAAAAAGUGUACCAGUCCAGACUUUCUUCAGGUCAAUAUUACCGGUGCCGCUCUCCGCUGCUCUGGCCCUCUUCAGUGUCUUCACUAUCAGGAGUGAGGAGUCAGAAACAGGGAUCCAAGUGUUUGAUUCCAAUGGAAAUCCAGUUGGCUUUUCUAAAGCAGCAGGAGAGAAGGCUGUGAGGGAAACUGCGUUGUCCAGAGCAGCGCUGUUUGGUACAACUGGUGCUGUUCCUAAUCUACUGCUUUUCCUUUUACGAAAAACAAGACUUUUUCAGAGGAACUCUCUGCUGGCCGCUGCUCUCCAUAACAUGAGCCUUGCAUUUGUUCUGGGCCUGAUGAUCCCCGUAUCGUUUAGUCUCUUUCCACAAUUGGGAACGAUAAAGAGAGAAACGUUAGAGGAGGAGCUACAAGCUGCAGCAGUGGACGGACAGUUAUUCUAUCACAGAGGAGUCUGAGGAGCAGUUGCAUGAAGUAAACACAAAAUGACCCCAAUUUAUUUACUUUUAAUAUUAGCAGAUAGGAAAUGUUAUCAUCAAUUCAUGAAAAUACAUCAAGCACUUGUGUGUAUUGCACUCUGAGUCUUAGUUGGCACAAAACCAUUGUCUUGGCAAUGUGGCUGAAAUUGUUCUCAACAAUAAAACAUUUCUGAUAUUGCAUUCA